Molecule: messenger RNA, 528 nt
Organism: Alligator mississippiensis (American alligator)
Lineage: Eukaryota; Metazoa; Chordata; Crocodylia; Alligatoridae
Product: angiogenin-2-like
Exons: 2
Coding region: 1-528 (175 amino acids)
Molecular function (GO): nucleic acid binding
Source: RefSeq, a predicted model, not a curated record
AUGAUAGAGCGGGCACACGAUCAUCUGUUCCCAGCCAUGAUGCAGACAGGGUCCCUGGUUGUGCUGUGGGCUCUGGCAGGCUCGGCCCUGUUGCUGGUUGUGUCAGCAAACCAACAGGAGUACGAAAGGUUUCUUCUCCAACACGUUGAUUCCAAUCCGAGUGGCCGGGAUGACAGGUACUGCAACAACCGAAUGCGCUACAUGCUGAGGGAAGACCACAGGGUGAAUAACAGAGAUGGACCGAUAAUCUGCAAGGUGACAAACACCUUCAUCCAUGAGAACACAAAUGCUAUCAGGGCUGUGUGCACUGACGGGGGCAUUGGUGAAGGCUUGCGCAAAAGCCAGAGGAGCUUCCAGAUCACCCCCUGCAAGGCUUCCGGAGAGAAGUCCCUUCAGAACUUCAGGUAUCGGGCCACCAAAGACUUCAGGGAUAUCAUCCUCGACUGUGAUGAUCAAGGUUUCCUGGUGCAUUUGGACAAAACCCACAUCCGAGUGCGUAGGGAAGGCGGUGCUUCUGGCUCUUCCUGA